AUGGCAGAGGCUGAUUUCUACGGUCGCGAGCAUGGAUUAAGAAAUUUCUCCCAAUAUCCUCGGAGACCAGGAAAUCAAUGGUCUUCUUCCUCUUCAACACAAAACACUUUAUGAAAGUCCCGUGACAAUUAUUCCCGUUCUUACUCUAACGAUUUCCAAUCACACAAUAACCAUACCGAAAGAAACAGUGACUUAGGAAGUAAACUCACUGCAGUCACUUGGAAUGUCAAGGAACUGCCUUCCUUCAACAAAGACUUCUACACAGAGCAUCCGGACGUCUCAAAAAAGAGUGAAGUAGAAAUCACAAAAAUUCGUGAAGAUCUUCAGAUGACAAUCUACGGGAACAACAUCCCGAGACCUGUUACUACAUUUGAAGAAUCUAACCUUCCUGACUAUGCUUUUCCCAGUAAAUUUGCAUUUAAAUUGAAUUAUCAAGAAAUAAAUAUAACUUUUGAGGCUGAAUAAGGUAAAACAUCAAGCAAAUUUUACUAGAAAAUUUAUAUUUGGAGGCUAAUAGUAAUGGCCUAAAUCUGUUUUAAGUGUAUAUUAAUUAAAGAAAACCUAAUAUGUCCAAAAAAUGCUGAAAAGCGCAGGAUUUGAGGCUCCAACACAUAUCCAAAGCCAAGGAUGGCCCAUCAUUAUGAGCGGUCGAGAUUUGAUCGGAAUCGCCAAAACAGGGUCAGGAAAAACACUUGGCUUUAUAUUGCCUGCAAUUGUGCACAUUUUAGAUCAGCCACAAUUGAGACCAGGAGAUGGCCCAAUUGCUUUGGUUCUAUCACCAACCAGAGAGCUUGCCAUGCAGACGUCACAAGAAUGCAGCAGAUUUGGAAGACCUUGUAGGGUGUCCAACGCCUGUGUAUAUGGUGGAGCUCCAAGGUCUCGUCAGCAAAUGGAGUUACAAAGAGGAGUCCAUGUUGUCAUUGCAACACCUGGAAGACUUAUAGAUUUCUUAGAAAAUGGUGCCACAAAUUUAAAGAGAGUCACUUAUUUGGUUCUUGAUGAAGCAGAUAGGAUGCUUGACAUGGGCUUUGAGCCACAAAUAAGAAAAAUCAUUGAACAAAUCAGACCUGACCGACAAACUGUGAUGUUCAGUGCAACUUGGCCUAAAGAAGUCCAAGCUCUUGCUAAAGAUUUUUCAAUAGACCCUGUACAUUUACAGAUUGGUUCACUUAAUUUAUCAGCUAAUCAGGAUAUCAAACAAGUGAUAGAAAUCGUUGAUGAGUCCUUUAAACUAAGCAAAGUUGUCGAUAUAGUCCAUGAAGUCGCCAAACCAGGCUCUAAAACCAUCAUUUUCUGUGAAACCAAAAAAGGCUGCGAAGUCCUUUGUUAUGAGCUUAAAAAAGAAAAAUUCACAGUAGAUGCUAUAGAGGUUUCCUCUAUAUAGCGCUGAAAGCGCAGACAUUUUCCCAGAAGCUUUCCAAGUUCGUCGGACCAAAUCGCUUUUUGGUCCGACCAAGGCAUUGAUUUGGUGCAACCAACCGAUAAAUUCCGAUCAGAAUUUAUCGGCCUUACAGCGCCAAACAUAGGAAACUUCUAUAUCCACGGGGAUAAAACACAAAGAGACAGAGACCAAGUCUUAAGAGAUUUCAGAAACAACAAAAUAAACAUCAUGGUCGCUACCGAUGUGGCUUCAAGAGGUUUAGAUGUAAAAGAUGUAAACCACGUAAUAAACUACGAUUUCCCUGGACAGGUCGAAGAUUAUAUACACAGAAUUGGAAGGACUGCAAGAGCUGGUGCCAAAGGGACAGCGAUUUCGUUUUUCACACAACAAAAUGCAAGAAUGGCUGGAGAUUUGAUUAAACUUUUGAAGGAGUCCAAGCAGGAGAUCCCUGACAAGCUGUAUGACAUGAACAGAAGCAACAGACCACAGCAAGGAAACAAUAGGUAUAAUAGAUGGGGAUAUCAGAGCAGAAAUUACGCUGCAGCCAGAAGCAGAAGUCCAAGAAGAGCUUACUAUUAUUAA
This is a messenger RNA of Blepharisma stoltei, 1963 nucleotides long. The record is from the annotation of a GenBank genome assembly. Lineage: Eukaryota; Ciliophora; Heterotrichea; Heterotrichida; Blepharismidae.